AGUACAUCGUAACUUCCUUUUAAAAUCCUGCCACUCGCAUUCCACCACGGAUAACACAUGGGCAAUAAAUAAUCAAGUGGUCUAACGAUGCGAAUUGAAAAAUGUUACUUUUGCUCUGGACCUGUGUAUCCCGGGCACGGUACGAUGUUUGUGCGGAACGAUUGCAAGACGUUCAGGUUUUGUAAAUCAAAAUGCCUCAAAAACUUCAAGAAGAAGCGUAACCCAAGAAAGACCAGAUGGACCAAGGCUUUCAGGAAAGCGGCUGGCAAGGAAUUGACAGUGGAUAACUCCCUGGAGUUUGAGAAGCGCAGGAAUGUGGCUGUCAAAUACCAGAGGGAAUUGUGGAGCAAGACAGGUACUUGUUAUGGCCAAAGUUCAGAAGUGUAUUUAUUAGUGAAAACCGUAGCAAAACAUUUUGCAAUGAAAACUAGUGUUUCUUACUGGUUAAGUCAGGGCUGUUUUCAGUACUUCUUGCAACGGAAACUGUUUACCGUUUAAGAACCAAACGAAAGG
Messenger RNA from Salvelinus sp. IW2-2015, 513 nucleotides. Its product is annotated as probable ribosome biogenesis protein RLP24. Gene Ontology annotation, cellular component: nucleolus. The record is from RefSeq and is a predicted model, not a curated record. Gene Ontology annotation, biological process: ribosomal large subunit biogenesis. NCBI's taxonomy places the organism in Eukaryota, Metazoa, Chordata, Actinopteri, Salmoniformes, Salmonidae.